Molecule: messenger RNA, 569 nt
Organism: Coffea arabica (coffee)
Lineage: Eukaryota; Viridiplantae; Streptophyta; Magnoliopsida; Gentianales; Rubiaceae
Source: RefSeq, a predicted model, not a curated record
ACCAUUUAUUUCUUUGCUGGGGUUAUAGUUUUCUUACUAAGUAGAUUAGACGUGAACAAAUAAAAUAUCUAUUUUAAAAUAUCAAGACAAGUAGGUAUGAUUCUCCAGGAUGAGCUAGAGGCCAGCAAGUUUUAUCUGUUUAUGCAUGAAGCUCUUUCGGCAGUGAAAGUCAAAGUCAACUGCACCUUUAGUAGAUUAUGUUAGGGAACGGGUUAAAGAGUAGUAGUAAACUUCAUGGUCUAGCUGCUCCUGGCGAGAAUUUCUGCUCACAAUGUUCGCAAGAAUUCAGCCGUAUCUGCUGGUUAUCUUCAUUCAAGUUUUGGUUGUAGCAGCAAUCACAAAUCCACAGGAUUUUGCUGCUCUGCAAUCUCUCAAAUCUGGAUGGGAGAAUGCACCACCAAAUUGGGUUGGAACAGAUCCAUGUGGGAGUGGUUGGGAUGGGAUUGGAUGCAGCAAUUCUCGCGUCGUCUCUAUAACAUUAGCGAGCGUUGGUUUGAGUGGUCAAGUACCUGGGGACAUCGCCGAUUUAUCUGAACUGCUGACUCUGUAGGUCAUUUUUCUAGAGUUUC